Messenger RNA from Penicillium oxalicum, 1647 nucleotides. RefSeq names its product RNA polymerase III-inhibiting protein MAF1. The transcript is spliced from 6 exons. The coding region runs from base 1 to 1647 and encodes 548 amino acids. Gene Ontology annotation, molecular function: clathrin-cargo adaptor activity; RNA polymerase III core binding. Gene Ontology annotation, biological process: vesicle-mediated transport; negative regulation of transcription by RNA polymerase III. Gene Ontology annotation, cellular component: nucleus; AP-1 adaptor complex. Lineage: Eukaryota; Fungi; Ascomycota; Eurotiomycetes; Eurotiales; Aspergillaceae. The record is from RefSeq and is a predicted model, not a curated record.
AUGCCCAUCAGCUAUCUAAUUCUCUUGUCCCGACAGGGCAAAGUGCGUCUCGCCAAAUGGUUCACGACUCUCUCACCCAAGGAGAAAGCGAAGAUCAUCAAGGAUGUCACCCAGCUUGUGCUGUCGCGUCGGACACGGAUGUGUAACUUCCUUGAAUAUAAAGACUCUAAAGUCGUCUAUCGUCGCUAUGCAUCACUCUUCUUCAUCGCCGGCUGCGCAUCUACCGACAAUGAAUUGAUCACCCUCGAAAUCGUUCAUCGCUACGUCGAACAAAUGGACAAGUACUAUGGGAAUGUGUGCGAGCUGGACAUCAUCUUCAAUUUCCAAAAAGCAUACUUCAUCCUCGACGAGCUCUUACUUGCGGGUGAGAUGCAGGAAAGCAGCAAGAAGAAUGUGCUCCGAUGUAUCAGCCAACAGGACAGCUUAGAAGACAUGGAGCUUCACCUUGAAGGCAGUCGUGGAGGCCCGCUCUUCCCCGGAAUUCCCCUUAUCUGUUCUCGCUGCGGUUAUCGCCGAUCGCUCCAUCUCCUCCGUUCCCGGCGCGACCGCUUCUUCUUAUCGACCAUCACUUCAGCGCGCCAGCGAGGUGACGGUGAAGGUCUCUUCAAAUUCCAACACGCGCUUUAUACCACACACAUCAACCCGUGUAUUCAGCCUUCUGGGUACGAAGAUUAUCUUCACGAGAUGAAGUUCUUACCACUCCCCGAAUUCGAGGACAUCACGAGCUCCUUGAAUUUCGACACAGCAGACUGUCAUAUCACCGGUGGUUGUGACCUGUACACCACAAAGGCCGCCCGGUCUGAUCGGAAACUCUACAACCACAUCGAACAAUCACUGGAGGCCCAAUAUGAAUCGAUCCUUCGCCUGUCGGCCUCGCUCUCGCCGCCCAAUGCCCACGAUGCGGCUGAGACCUUGAACCUGUCGCGAUCAAGUCCCUUUGGGCCAUUGAGCGAACAUUCUAGCCGACGCACAUUUGCCUAUCUGAUCGCGACUCUCAACGCGAGCCAUCCCGAUUACGAUUUCUCCCAUGUGCUGAGGCCUACCGAUUUUCGGCGUGAGCGUCAUCUCAAGCGCGUGAUGAACACAGUCAACUCCACAUUGUUCAAUCUUCGUCCUCGGGAGUCAAUAGAUAUGUCCCCGUCAUCGCCCGGGACUCUCCCUGGAUCGUACAAUUCCGGCUCGACCACCUGGGGCUCCCGCAUGUGGCAGAUUAUCGACGAACACAUGUCACUCAAAGAGUGCGCGCUGUACUCGUACUCUCCCGAAGAGGAUCCCUCUGAUGCUGACGACGGCGCGAUUUGGAGCUUGCACUACUUCUUUUUCAAUCCGCUCCGCAAGCGGGUGUGCUAUGUCUACCUCCGCGCUAUUCCCAUUCUCAGCCACACCCCCCCUGAAGAGACCGAAAUUAUGUCCAGCUCGGUCGGCAAGCGCACGUUUGACGACGGGUAUCUCACGCCCGAUCUGAGCUCCAGCAAACGAGCUCGUUACUGGUUUGGAACCCGCGUGGAGACAUCGCUGCAUCAUGUCGAGCACGUGGACGAUGACGAUCAGUAUAUUCUCAGUGACGAGGAAAGCCAUUCCCGCCGGGGAAGUAGGGGCAUGGUUCGGGCCAUGAGUGAGGAGCUCGUGGAUAUGAUGGAAAUUUGA